AUGUCAACUCGAAGGUCCCCCGUUGGAGGCAAGGGUAGCAGCCCCUCUUCUUCCGAUCCUUCCCCCGUGAAGAAGAAUGGACAUCAUCAACUCAAGGGUUCCUCACCUUCACCGUCCCCAUCUCGAAAUGGCAUUGGCAAACCGAAGCGAUCCUUUUUGGAUACGGGUCGACUGUGUCUGUUACGGAAUCGAGGGAAACCUUGCUGGUAUGGGUUUAUGAUAUUGGGGACGUUAGUGGCUGGAUCAACCUUUGCCAUUGUGACCAAAAUGCACGAUCCCAUCGUGUUUUCCCUCGACAACACGCCACAACAACGGCUGAGAAUGACCUUUGACGAACCCCGUACGUAUCAAGCCAAACCACUCAUGAUUGGAUUUCUGCUGGUGAAUCCUACCCGCGAGAGUCUCGCCGCCAAUUACAAUAUCAAUCGACGACGAAGUUCUGCUCUGGCUAAAAUGAAGCAAAAUGAUAUUUCUCCUCCAAAGUUUGUCCCAGAACAAUUUCAAGUCGCGCGCAUCAAUCCGCGAGAUCAUGGAGUGGUCGAUAUAGUCUCUUCACCUUCGGAUCCACCUAAAGCAUCAUUGAAAAAGAAAUUUCGAAAACCCUCUUGGUCCUUUCAAAAUGUCCUUGUCCGGGAAUUGGGCAAUGGCGUGGAACAACAAAAGGACAUUGCCCACAAUUCCAAAGACUACAAUCGGUACAAACCUGAUGAUCCCGAGCAAGAUUGCGUCCCACAGUACGAUUGGCAAACGUUGUCAUUUCCCAAUUGCAAUUCACUCCACGAAAUUGAUGUUUUGACUCGCAUGAGAACCCUCAAUCCGGCAGAAGAACCUGAAUCAAUGCUCUUGGCACGCGGUGGAUAUCGCGAUGUCUGGUUUGUCGAAGACAACGAUUUGCCACCCGACAUAUUGGGAGAACCCAUUGCCAUGAAAACAUUGCUAUAUCAACAUCCCUGGUCGGAACGAAAUCAAGAUCGACAUCGACGAGAUGCACUUGCCACGGAACGAUUGACAGCAUCGCCGUAUGCGCUCAAUUUGUAUGGGUAUUGUGGCAAUACGGGGUUGUAUGAAUUUGCCGAAGGAGGAUCCUUGGAAGAUGCUGUGGAUAAUGAAAAGGAGUGGAAGAAAUGGACACCUGUCACCAAAAUGGUAUAUGCCUAUCAAGUGGCCAAUUCCAUUGCCGAUGUCCACAAUAUUGAUCGAGAGGGAUAUCCCAGCAUGUCGCACACCGAUAUCAGUAUGAGUCAGUUUGUGUCUACCGAUAAUGGCGAGACCUAUCAGAUCAAUGAUUUCAAUCGAGCACGAUUCUUGUACCGGACCAAUGACGAUCCCAAUGAGUUGUGUCCAUUUCAUGUCAGUAGCAACAAGGGCAAAUUCCGCAGUCCAGAAGAAUAUGCCUACGAACCUGAAACUGCUGCCAUUGACAAUUUCAGCAUGGGGAACAUCUUCUAUGUGAUUCUGACCGGGCAGUAUCCUUUUGAGGACAUGAAAAAGACGGAUGCACAAGAAGCUGUGAAAAGGGGCAAGAGACCGGAAAUUCCAGAAAAAUACCUGAAUAGUAAAGACCCUAUGGUCCAGGCACUGGUGACAGCUAUUCUCAAAUGCUGGGUCCAACAUCCCUCCAAUAGGGCCACCUCACGACAAAUUCAACAAUUACUGAAACCUUUGGCUGAAAAAGCAAUAAAGAAAAAGCAACAACAAAAGCAGAAAGAAGAAGGAAAUCAAGAACAGCAAGAAUCUGAUGAAGGCUCGGGGGAUGACGAGAAUCAAUAG
This is a messenger RNA of Seminavis robusta, 1770 nucleotides long. The record is from the annotation of a GenBank genome assembly. NCBI's taxonomy places the organism in Eukaryota, Bacillariophyta, Bacillariophyceae, Naviculales, Naviculaceae.